This is a messenger RNA of Culicoides brevitarsis, 872 nucleotides long. RefSeq lists its product as uncharacterized. The transcript is spliced from 3 exons. The record is from RefSeq and is a predicted model, not a curated record. Gene Ontology annotation, molecular function: odorant binding. Bases 25 to 858 code for a protein of 277 amino acids. NCBI's taxonomy places the organism in Eukaryota, Metazoa, Arthropoda, Insecta, Diptera, Ceratopogonidae.
UGCACACUUUGCAUACCGGCUUUCAUGAUGAAUUCCAUCGACAAGUCAACGACAUUUUUGGUCAUCUUAUAUAUUUGUGGAUUAUGUUGUAACCAUAAUGUUCAAGGUCAAUCGCAAUGGGGAAAGAAAACGAGAUGUUUAUCGGCGCCGAUAAUGUCGAGUAAAGUCGAGAAAACGAUUAAAAAGUGUCAAGAAGAAGUCAAAAUUGAGUUAAUUGAGGAAACUUUGCAACUUUAUCAUGAGUACCGCGAGAAUUUGGAGGCACAAUUACAUGCUCAGGCUCAUGCUUUGCAACAUGAACAACAACAUAACAAUCACGAAGCACCAUUGGAAGUUGUUCAAGAUUUUGGUGAACAUCAUCCUCAAAGUCAGUUCCAUCCAGAUUUUUAUACAACUCAUGGAUUUGAGGAAAUUCCCGAUAGUGAAGUUGAAGCAAGUCAGAAAAAGGGACAAAAUGUUCCAACCACACCGAAAAUGACGCAAGCUAUUACUCGAUCGAGACGAGAUGCGUCAAGUGAUUGGUUCCAUCCAACGUUAAUUUCGCAUGAAGAUAAAUGGAUCGCAGGGUGCCUCAUGCAAUGCAUUUACCGCAAAAACGAUGCAGUCGAUAAAAACGGAUGGCCCACGCUCGAUGGUUUAGUGUCGCUUUACACUGAAGGCGUCAACGAACAAGGAUACUUUAUGAAUGCAUUACGCGCCGUCGAUACCUGCCUAAAGGGAGCAUCGAAGAAGCACAAGGUCAAUCGUAACGAUAUUCCAUCUCGUGGUCCGUUGUGUGAAGUCUCCUUUGACGUUUUCGAUUGCAUAUCCGAUAAAAUUACGGAAUAUUGUUCGGGCCACAGUCAUGGCGGUAAAUGAGUUGUUUAAAUUAU